AGAAUUCUUCCUGUUUUCCGUCUCCAGAGAGGAGCGAAAAGGUCGAAGAACAGAGUGAAGAGCCGCGAAUUACGGAGAGAACAAUCGUAGUGUUCAAUCGGAGUUCAAGGAUCUAGGUUUUUUCUUCUCUCUCUCCGUCGUGUCGGCGAUCGUGGUAGUGUUAGAUGGCAACUCCUCGGUCGGGGAGAUUCGCGGUGACGAGGGGUUUGUCGGUCACGCCUGGGUCUAGGAUUUUGAAGAGCUCGCUGAGCGAUGAAGCCCUGUGGAAUCGGCUCAAAGAGGCUGGGUUUGACGAAGAAUCGAUCAAGCAGAGGGACAAAGCCGCUCUCAUCGCUUACAUCGCUAAGCUGGAAUCCGAGGUGUAUGACUACCAACACAACAUGGGCCUUCUUCUGUUGGAGAAAAAGGAGUUGAUAUCAAAGUAUGAGGAGGUUAAGGCCUCUGCGGAAGAGGCAGAACUAUCACAUAAGCGUGAUCAAUCUGCAUAUGCCUCUGCUUUGGCUGAAGCAAGGAGACGGGAAGAGAGUUUGAAGAAAGAUUUAGGGAUUGCGAAAGAAUGUAUUGCUAGUUUGGAGAAGACUUUGCAUGAAAUGCGUGCAGAAUGUGCCGAGACAAAAGUUGCUGCUGCGAAUAAAUUGUCUGAAGCUCAAAUCAUGAUCGAAGAUGCUCAGAAGAAAUAUGCAGAAGCUGAAGUGAAGAUACGUGCAGCAGAAGCUUUACAAUCAGAAGCUACCCGCUGUCAUCGGAUUGCAGAGAGAAAGCUGAAGGAAGUUGAAGGGCGUGAAGAUGAUCUUGCUAGGCGGCUUGCAUCUUUCAUAUCUGAGUCUGAAGCUAAAGAGAAAGAAGUUAUUCUGGAAAGGCAAACUUUAAGUGAAAGGCAAAAGAGUUUCCAGCAAGAGCAUGAGAGGUUAUUGGAAGCACAAGUUUCACUGAAUCAAAGAGAAGAACACAUAUUUGGUAGAUCACAAGAAUUAGCACAACUUGAAAAGGAAUUCGAGUCUGCAAGGACCAAGCUUGAGGAGGAACAUAGAGCCUCAAGGGACAAGAAAUCAGAUUUGGAGCUUGCUCUGGCUUCCAUGGAAAGAAGAGGAGAGGCUGUCUUUGAGAGAGAAGCUUCAUUGAACAAGAAGGAGCAAGAGCUGCUUGUUGCUCAAGAAAAACUUGCGAGCAAGGAAUCUGAACUAGUUCAGAAGGUCUUAGCCAAUCAGGAAAAUAUUCUGAGGAAGAGAAGAACUGAAGCUGAAGCAGAAUUGGAAAGUAAGCACAAAUUGGCGGAAGAUGAAAUUGAGAGCAAAAGACGAGCUUGGGAAUUAAGAGAGGUUGAUAUCAGUCAACGAGAAGACCUAGUUAGUGAAAAGGAGCAUGAAUUGAAAGUUCAAUCGAAGGUCCUGGCAGAGAAAGAAAAAGAUGUAACAGAGAGGUUUAAUAUUCUUGACGAGAAAGAAAAGAAAUUGAGUGUUACAGAGAAAGAAUUCAACCUUAAGGCAUCCCUUCUGGAGAAUGAGAAGGAAGAGAUUAGCAAAAUGAGACUAGAUCUUCAACACUCUUUGUCUUCGUUAGAAGCCAAGAAAAAGCACGUUGAUUGCACAACGGAGAAGCUCGAAGCCUUGAAGAGUGAGACAAGCGAAUUAACAAUUCUGGAAAUGAAACUCAAGGAAGAGCUGGAUGCUGUGAGGGCUCAAAAGCUUGAAUUGAUGGCUGAAGCUGAUAGAAUGAAGGUAGAGAAAGCCAAGUUUGAAGCUGAGUGGGAGCACAUUGAUGUGAAGAGGGAAGAGCUUAGAAAAGAAGCAGAGCAUAUUGCUCGUGAAAGAGACUCUUUAUCCAGGUAUCUGAAGGAUGAACGUGAUAAUCUCAGACAAGAGAGGGAUGCAUUGAGAAAUCAGCACAAGCAUGAUAUGGAAUUACUGAAUCAUGAGCGUGAAGAAUUCAUGAAUAAGAUGGUGCAUGAACAUUCUGAGUGGCUUAGCAAAAUUCAGCGAGAGCGUGCUGAACUCCUGUUGGGUAUUGAGAUGCAGAAGAGGGAGCUGGAAUACUGUAUUGAGAGGAAACGAGAAGAAUUAGAAAAUAACAUGAGGGAGAGAGAGAAGGCUUUCGAGCAGGAGAAGAAGUCGGAAUGCGAACGUAUCCAGUCCCACAAGGAAAUGGCAGAAAAAGAAUUGGAACAGGUCACUGUGGAAUUAAGGAGACUGGAUGCUGAGAGGUUGGAGAUCAAAUUGGAUCGUGAACGGAGGGAGAGAGAAUGGGCUGAGUUAAAGGAUUCGGUUGAAGCGUUACUGGUUCAAAGAGAAAAGCUACAGAAGCAAAGGGAACUGCUUCGUGCUGAAAGAGAAGAAAUCCAACGUGAGGCUGAAGAACUCAAGAAGUUGGAAAAUCUGAAAGGGGCCUUAGAUGGUAUGUCCAUGGCUAAGAUGCAGAUCUCUAAUUUAGAGCGGAGCUUGUCUAAGGUUUCUGCUUUGAAGCAGAAGAUUGCCAUCCGGGAUGAGGAACCCGAUUUACAGAAUGAGGUUGGAGCCGUGAAUAAUGGUAAUGGUCAUAACUCUUCUAUGCAACAAAGACAGAAUGAUUCGUCUCUGUCAGCCUCUACUCCAUUGUCAUGGAUAAAUCGAUUCCGCAAACUGGUUUCGAAGAAUCCUGCAGAGAAAUCUUCCCUGCAGCAAGAAGGAAGGCAUUUGUUAGAUUCAUUAAAAAGAGAUGGCGAGAACGGCAAGCCAGAAAAGAUUCACAGUAAGGAACCAGUUGAGGCUGGUGAAAGGCUUAAAGGUGGAAGGAAAAGAAGAGUUGAUACAUCAGGCAAUGGCACAACUAACCCAUCUGUAAUGCAGUUCGGGAAUGGUAACAAGAGGAGGAAACAAGAUGACAUCCUCAGUACAUCACUUGAAGUUGACUCUCAGAGUGUAAUAUCAAGUCCCCCGAAAAUGGCUGAGGACAGACAUGAACUGCCAUCAUCAAGCCAAACACGGACAAGUGCUAGGGAGAGCGGCGUGUUAGUGAUCAGCGACGUGGUGAAAAUCACGAAACUGAGUUGUGAAACGUUGGUACUUGACAGCAUUCCGGAUCCCGACAAUGUUGAAUGCUCGGAAAAUCCUGUGGUAGGUUCCAACGCUACGGAUUUCGUUGAUGGCACUUGUCGAUCUGCAUCUGAAGCAGAAGGUGGCCAACCUGAUGAUGAUUUCAGUCAGACCCUGGACACGGGAAUUUAAAAGCAUGGGCAUUAUGUGGCUGCAUCUGGUAACAGAAAGGACAAGGCGGAAGGCAAUAACGCCAUCACAUGAGACAGAAGUAGUUCCGCUCCGUCCUGUCCCCAUUGUAGGAUAGCUUACUUCUCUUUCAUCAACAGGAAAUGCUUAUAAGAAACUCUGCAACCUUUCAAAUCUUUUUUUUUAAAAAAAAUUGGAUCGAAGUUUGUAAAUGAUGAUAUGGUUGAUGAAAAUCCGGUCUGUUGUGAUGCACAGAGUAGCAAGUGGCAGAUUUAGGGUUUAAAAGUAGCCUAAUAGUUAACGGUCCGAGGUUUGUGCAUUAUUCAAGUGUGUGUUUUUUUAUUUGUGCACCGCGGUUUGUUUUGAUGUUAUGCUUUGCUUAUUACGAAUGCGUGGUUUCUUAGGCUCUGUUUGUAAUCUUUUUAUAAAGGGAAAAAACCCUAAAAAUUUCUGAACUUGUA
Molecule: messenger RNA, 3658 nt
Organism: Tarenaya hassleriana
Lineage: Eukaryota; Viridiplantae; Streptophyta; Magnoliopsida; Brassicales; Cleomaceae
Product: protein CROWDED NUCLEI 4-like
Exons: 9
Coding region: 165-3200 (1011 amino acids)
Biological process (GO): nucleus organization
Cellular component (GO): nucleus
Source: RefSeq, a predicted model, not a curated record